Molecule: messenger RNA, 733 nt
Organism: Epinephelus lanceolatus (giant grouper)
Lineage: Eukaryota; Metazoa; Chordata; Actinopteri; Perciformes; Serranidae
Source: RefSeq, a predicted model, not a curated record
UAUAGUGGCAGGCAACAGUUUCCAUGGCAACUUGCUCACAGGCAACAUGGAGUUCCUACAGUGGAGUUGUCAUGAUGUUGCAGGAUGGAUCGAGUCUUUAGGAUUUCCACAGUACAAAGCAUGUUUCACCGAGAACUUCAUCACCGGAAGAAAGCUCAUUUAUGUAAAUUGCAUCUACUUGCCAAGACUUGGAGUCACCGAUUUUAAAGACAUGAAGGUCAUCUCUGCUCGUGUGCGUGAGCUGCUGGGGAUCACAGAGACCCUGUGGAGCCGCAGCAUCGCCGACCCACCGCGGGACAGCAUGGGCUCCUUCUUGGAAAAAAAGAGCCGGACAGGUGAACGGGCAGAUGGCCUCACCUAUCAACAGUUCCUGGGUGAUGUGUGUCUGUGAGAGAGGCAUGAAUCACAACAGUAAAGGAGCUCAGCAGAAAACUAAGACAUGUCCGUGUCAUUUCAUAUCAGCAAGUGUCAACUCAUGAUGACUCUGAUGAGACACUCACAGGAGGCCACACGCAGGCCUUGACAUUAACACUUCCCACCAGCAAAAUGCUGGGAUGUUGUUGUGGCUGCUGGAAAAAGCAGUUAGUCUGCUGGGUGUUUGUGCAGGUAGCCAACACGAGUGCAACACUUUUACAUUUAUGUGAUAUCAGUGAGUUUGUGCACAGAUAUUCAGUGUGAUAAACAGAUUAAAUAGCUCUAUUUUACAUUUCCGCAUAACCAUUUUAAAGGGAGA